UAGGCUGUUUGUCCCUAAUAUGCUCGACUGAUAUCUCUCAGCCUUAUAAACAAACGUAUUCGCAGUGUGUACUCUAUCUACGAAACGUGGUUUGGAAUAUUAAUUAAUGGAAAAUCAAAUACAAGUUAUGAACAAAUGAAAUACAGAAAUGUAAAUUGUUAAUUUCUGAAAGCGAAGCAAUCUGUACAAUUAGAUUGUAAUAUACCAUGUGAUAAACGGAAUAAGUUUAUUUGAAGAAGAAAAAAACUAGUGAAGUGAAUGUUGUUAAAUGUUGGGAUUUCGUGUAAGGUAGUAACAUUAUGGAGGGGACUAUCAGUCGAUUAAAGCGAUGGAUUACCGUCACUAUAAUAUGCGGAUUAACGAUAUCUCGACCCGCGGAUGCAAACUGGAUGUAUCUCGGUAUCUCCGCGGUCGGCACGAGCCAACUACAAGAUGACACGUGCACAGAAGUGCCAGGCCUCGUUGUGGAGCAAGUUCAAGCGUGUCAAGACAACCCCGAGUCACUCAUGUGUAUCAGUGAAGGGGCCCGCCACGGGAUACGGGAGUGUCAGUACCAGUUUCGAAAUGAGCGAUGGAAUUGUUCGACAAGCACUAACUACACAGUGUUCGGAGAUGUUCUUCGAAAAGGUACGCGAGAGACGGCGUUUAUUUACGCGAUCCUGAGUGCAGGCGUGGUUCACGCCACAACAAAAUCGUGCAGCGUGGGUAAUCUGACGGACUGCUCGUGUGACAUGUCAAGAUACGGGGAACAGGACGUGGAAGGGUGGAAGUGGGGAGGAUGCAGUGACAAUAUCGAGUACGGGUUGGGGUUCAGCAAGAAGUUUGUUGACGCUCCUGAGAUGUUAACACAGGGUCGAAACAUCAGGAACACAAUGAACCUUCAUAAUAACGAAGUCGGAAGAAAGGUAACCGAGGACCUGAUGGAUUUCAAAUGCCGUUGCCAUGGCGUAUCCGGCUCAUGCGCAGUGAAAACCUGCUGGCGAAGUUUACCGACGUUUCGACAGAUCGGGAACGCCCUUAAACAUAAAUACGAACUUUCCAUACCGAUAUCUCGUCGAUGGAAACGACAGUUACGCCGGAAGGGAAAAACAAAAAGGAGACAGCCAAUCAAAGAAGACGAUUUAAUAUACGUUCAUAAAUCGCCUAAUUAUUGUCGUCCAAACGAGAAACGUGGUAUUCUCGGAACGACGGGACGUUUGUGUAAUAAGACGUCGUCUGCUGGUGACAGCUGUGAUUUACUGUGUUGCGGGAGAGGCUAUAACACACAGGUGGUCACAUACGUUUCACGGUGUCACUGUAAAUUUAUCUGGUGUUGUCACGUGCAAUGUAAAACAUGUGAAACUAUGAUUGAAAAACACACGUGUAAAUAGUGUACGUGUAUAUGUGUAUGUGUGUAGAAACGAUUCGAAUUAUUUUUUCGUCGCAAUAUUUUUAACGUUUGGGUAUACAUGGUGAAAACUGUUUAAAAAAACUCACUGCAAGUUUCUGUCAGUGAUGAAGGUGUCAAUUUGACAAUGAACUUAUAGUGCUUAUAUCAUUUCAUUAAAAUUGGCGUAUAUCCAAUACAUGGCCUCAUCAUGAACUACAUAUCGAUGUCUUCACUUCAAAAUGCCGAAGUUGCAUUUUUUCUGUUUCGUGAUGUUUAUAUCACAUAAAUCAUGAAGGCGAGCUGCAUCUAACAGCUGAAUGGCGAGUAAAUAGUCCGUUGCACAAUGUGAUCAAAAUAUCGAGCAAUUGUUGGACAUUUCUCACAGAGAAGCAAAAAAAGCCGAACCUUCAGAAAUUGAAACUACAAAAAUUCUAACUUCGGCUUUUUGUAAAAAAAUGUGUGAUCAAAUUACCAUGAUAAAAUACUGAAAACGUUGCUACGGAAAACAUCGGAUUUUGUUGCUGCGGCAUUUGAAAGUGAGACCAUCGAUUUUCACCUAUCUAUGCUAUUGUUGUUCAUGCGUUAUUUAUUAAAACGAUAUUUUAUUUUUUUCGAACUUUCGAAUGUUUUGGCGUCAUUACAUGUAGUGAGAACUCAUGACUAGUGGUUGCUAGGGACAUAUUAAGUCGUUCAUGUUUGAUAGAGUCAGACAUCUAUUCUUCAUUUCAUUUUUCCUGAAAUAUUAACAAAAUGUUGUCUUCGUCACAAGUUCAGAAUAAAACUAUACUGUAAACAGAUAUGGGAUAUGCGAAAGAUAUACUCGAAUUUGUUGUUUGUUUAUAAAUGAAGGUACAAUAAUUACAUUUUAACAAAGUUUGAAAAAACCCACAACAUGUUGGCACUAGUAAGUGAACUUGUGAACAAGUCGCUAUAGAUGUUUGCUUUGCAUUUACAACUGCAUAGGUCUUGCACAUUUUGGAACAUUCGGAACUCCUCGGCCAUUUUCCAUCAAAAACAACCGUACAUCAGUACAAGUAGUUCGUAUUUUUUUGAAUAAUAUUAUUAAUUUAUUGCAGUGUUUUAACAUGCAUGUUGUAAGUCUAAGUUUAAAACGAUUGCCAAUGAAGUAAACUACUGCAUAAAAAAGUAAGAGUCCAUAGAGUAAAGUCACUAAGUUUAAAUGCUAAAUUGAAAUUACUACGCGAUCUAUUUGCAGCGUUGCUAAAAUGUAAAGGUUUCUGGCAUUGUAAACCGUCCAUAAACAUCAGAGGUUGUUUUCAAUGGAAAAUGGCUGAGGAGUUCCGAAUGAUUCUUGAAUGCAAAAGAUUAAACACAAACACAGAACCACCGUACAUAUCAUAGUAAGUUUCAUUAAAGCAUCCAGUUGGUGUUGUUGUAGAUAUAUGUCUGUAUAAUUGUUGAUAGUUUACUAUUGUGUAUAUAACUUUGUAUCUGCUUGUUAUUUUUAUUUACAUUGAAUAAGGCAAAUAGCAUAAUAUAUUUCGAAUAUAUAACAAUGUUCGUGUUAUGGGUUCAUGCCUUUGGUAGUACUUCUGAGGCUGAAUUAAAGCUGCACUCUCACAGAUUAACAGUUUUGACUUUUCUUUAAAUUUUGUCUCAGAAUCAGCUGUUUUUGAAAUCAAUGCCUUCAAUUCAGUGAUAUAAGUUAACUCACAAUAGAACAGAUCAUCAUUUGUUUGGAAAACUGCCGAAACAUAUCAUUUUCAAUAAAGGGUUAGUCACACUUUUAAUCAUAAAACGUUAAUUUUCCAACGUAAAUGUCGGCAGUCUGAUAUCACUGGUUUCAAGAUAUUUACGCAAAAAUUGGCUCAUUCUUAGAAAAAUAAAUCGUCAAAACGGUCAAUCUGUGAGAGUGCAGCUUUAAGUCUUUGGUUUGGUUAAAGAUGGCCAAAAUAUUUACUGAUUGGUCAAUAUUUAUCAGAAAAUUAAUAUUGACCAAUGAAAUCAUUUAAAUAUUCAAACUAGCUUAAAAAUAACAUAUGGACAAUAAAUCAUGUUUUAUUCCAAUUGGCUACUAAUGUUAAUUUCAUGACGCAACCAUUGGACCUUUCUCGACCCUUAUACUUCACAUUACAAAGCUUAGUACGCAUAAUAACUUAUCAUUCAGAGGUCGAACCCCGUUUGCUCGAACUCGCAUGGCUCGAAUUCCUCGUUGGAUCGAACUGGAUGUAAAGGACCGAUUUCUAUAAACUGAAGGUUAGCAAUUCCGGUUGGCUCGAAUCUUCCGAUGCUCGAGGUAUUUUCGCUGGUCUCUGUGAGUUCGAGCCAGCAGGGUUCGACUGUAUAUAAUUCUAUCAUACAUCCAUGAAUGUUGAGGGUAUAAUGGUCAGUAUAAAUUAUUAACUUAUGUGACAAUGUCAAUAGUUAAAACAUUUGAACUUUGCUCUUUGGUACUUUUUUUGUAAAAACUGUAAUAUUCUGGUAAAUAUUAAAGUUG
Molecule: messenger RNA, 3827 nt
Organism: Mya arenaria
Lineage: Eukaryota; Metazoa; Mollusca; Bivalvia; Myida; Myidae
Product: protein Wnt-16-like
Exons: 5
Coding region: 300-1370 (356 amino acids)
Biological process (GO): multicellular organism development; cell fate commitment; neuron differentiation
Cellular component (GO): extracellular region
Molecular function (GO): frizzled binding; cytokine activity
Source: RefSeq, a predicted model, not a curated record